AUGGCCACCCAAUCCAAAUACCUCUCGAAGCUCGCCGACAAGCGGGUUCUGAUUUUGGGAGGAACCUCAGGGAUAGGAUACGCCGUCGCCGAAGGUGCUUUGGAGCAUGGCGCUCACGUCACCAUCUCCGGCUCCAAUGCCGCCAAACUCGACAAGACCGUAACUCGACUGCGCGAGGCAUAUCCGUCGCAGACAGCAAAGCAAAGCAUCACAACCCACGUCUGCGAUCUCUCCGACACUGCCAACCUCGACGCUAAUCUGAAAGCGCUGUUCGAGAAGGCCACCGCGGGCGGCACAACCAAGCUCAACCACAUUGUCACUACCGCCGGCGACGCCUUGCAAAUCCAGCCGCUGUCCGAGAUGACGCCAGAAGGUAUCUACGCAGCUGGUACCGUGCGAAUUGUGGCCCCGAUGAUGGUGGCCAAGUACAUCCCACAAUAUGUGGAACAAUCGCCCGCCAGCUCUUUCACCUUGACGAACGGUGCGCGCGGCCACAAGCCUGCGCCCGGCUGGGCCGUGAUCUCUGCGUGGGCCACGGCAGGGGAAGGCCUGGUCCGCGGAUUGGGACUGGAUCUGAAGCCCGUGCGGGUCAAUAUCGUAUCUCCUGGUGCGGUGGAAACUGAGCUAUUCUCGCACUUCGGCAGUGAAGCCGAACAGAUUCGGGAGCAUUUCCGCAAGAAUUCAACGACCGGCACUAUUGGUCGCCCAGAGGAUCUGGCAGAGAGCUAUCUCUACCUCAUGAAAACCGAGUUUGCCACGGGUAGUGUUGUUGAUGUGAAUGGAGGCACGUACUUGGUUUAG
Molecule: messenger RNA, 801 nt
Organism: Penicillium alfredii
Lineage: Eukaryota; Fungi; Ascomycota; Eurotiomycetes; Eurotiales; Aspergillaceae
Exons: 1
Coding region: 1-801 (266 amino acids)
Molecular function (GO): oxidoreductase activity
Source: RefSeq, a predicted model, not a curated record